AGACCACUAAGUCGGUAAUUCUGCCAAGGUUCUAAUUUGCCACAAAGAUUCUGUUACCUUGUCGCUGUACGCAGUUAUUUCGUGAUGCAUUUCGUCUGCGCGGAGAUCUAUAACGAUCGAAUAGAUAGUUGAAAGUUAGAGAACGCUGCUGCACUCGACUGCACGGCUCGUGCCUAACUUCAGAGUCCGCCUCGCGAGCGAAAUGGCGGCGGAGAGCGCGCGAGUUUACAUACGUUGAUAUGCGGCGAGCGGCGGGGAGCCACUCUUGUGAAAAUAAACAACGCGAGGUCUGUGCGUAACGGCGCGAAUAGCGAUACAGAGAAAGAAGAUACGCGAACGACGAAGAAACGCGACCGGCGGCAGUGGCGGAACGAUCGCGUGUGGAACGUCGAGCGAGGUAAACGAUGGUUACGAUUGAGCCCCAUGUGUGCCCGAGCCGGUGGUGUCCGCGCGCGUCGCCUCGAACCGGUGCAAUUCUCGCCCGAUAAUGCCCGCACGUCGCGUCCCCGCCGCGCGACGUUCUUCCACGUUCUCGCAGACCGUGCUGGACACCCGCGCGACACCACACGUCGCCGUCGCUUAGAUCGUCGCGCGAUCUCUCGCGUGAAAUCGGCGGAGAUUCCUCCUCCCCCCUCCCCCUACGAAAUUAUCGUGUACAGACACGCGCGCGCGGGAACGAACGAGAGAGCACGCGGGAGGCGAAGGGGUUGCGAGAAUCUCUCGCGAGGACUCGACGAAACGGAAUACCGGGCGGAUAAUUAGGAAGUUCCUACUGAUCGGAGGGAGACGAGACCAGAGGAUAUCCUCUCCUCCAGCCGCCACCAUGGCGACUUCCCGGGACCUGGAGAACGACUGGUCCAUGCUCUGGCAGUACAACACCGACUACUGGACUUACGCCGAUCUGCAAUUGGCGGCGGAACUCGGCAAGACUCUGUUGGAACGGAACAAGGAGCUGGAGAACAUCAUCAAGCUGCACCAAUCCACCGUGGAGGAACAGGCGCAGGAAAUCGAGUACAUGAAAAAGCAGACCGCCGCGCUGAGGGAGGUGAACAACUCACGGCUGAAGAUCUACGAGCAGCUGGAGGUCAGCGUGCAAGAUCUGGAACGCGCGAAUCAUCGCCUGGUGAUCGAGAACACGAGCGACAAGAAACUGAUCAAAAGCCAAUGCAUGACCAUCGAAAGUUUGGAAGUGAAGUGCGAGGAGCUGCAGAAGAAGAUCGACGAGUUGACGCAGCAACGCGAGGCUCUCCUGCGACAGCAGCAGCAAGCCGCCAGUCCGUCCCGGAACAACGCGCAACAGCAGGACAGCGGUUGGAAGGCCUCGGUUACGCAAGGUGGCAGCGUACAGCAGAGAGCUGCCCCAGGUUCGCCGAAGUCCUUCCAGGAGACAACAACGGAUACUAGCGUCCGGCAGGCCACGACAAUGAGCAGCGUGGCGAGCGACGAGGAAAUGAACGAACUGCUGAGGCAACUGCAGGACGCUCGUAGUCAGAGGGUCAGGGAGCAGAUGAAGGUGUCUGAACUCAGUCAGCAGCUGACGAGCCUGUUGCAGGAGAACAGCGCGCUGGAAGAACAGUUAACGGUGUGGCGUAACAAAGCGCAAGACGUGAAGAAUCUCCAGGACGAGAUCAGUACUCUGGAGGAGGUCAGACGAGGUCAGUUGUGCGGGCGUUGCCUGCGCGGCAUGGACACGAGGACGCACGAUGAGCUCUCGAUCAUGCUGGACCAGGAGGAGUACGACGACAUCAGCAUGGCCGAGUCGCUGAUCGGCGAGAACAAUCAGCGGGACUCCGAGCCGAUAAUAGCGCAGCAGCAGGAGACGGCAGGCGGCAAGAGCGAAGGUACGAACGACGAGCUGAACAGCGCCAACCCGUACCGGGUCCUGGUGGAGAAGUAUCAGGCCUUGCUGGAGGUGCAGCGACACUGUCAGCCCCGUCGCAGGGACGCCGCCGCGCCGUGCAUGUCGUUGCAGGAGGAGCUCGAGAUGUCCGGGGAGUUCAACAACUUCUGCCCCGUCGCCGCCUCCGGCGGCACGGAGGCGACGGCGGAGGUCGCGGAGGAGUCGGCGGGCAAGAGCGCGGGGCGCGCCGCCAAGGCGGAGGUCGCCGUCGUCCCGCCCGGCAAGAAGAGCUUCUCGGCCACGCCGACGGCGGACUUCUCCGAGGCGGAGACCUCGUCCUCCGGUUUCUCGGACGAGACGAGCAACAAGGCGACCCAGACCGACGGCAGGCCGGGCUCCUUCCUCUGCUCGAUCGCCGACGGCGAGGACUGCAAGUUCAGCAUAUACGACGACAACAGCCCGUUCGAGAGCAGAUUCCGCAAGACGCCCGAGUACCGGCAGCUCUUCAGCGAGAUCUUCAGCGUGCUGAAGCGGGCGGCCGAGGCGAAGGACGAGGGUGAGAAGCUGCCGCUGCUGGACGAGUCGACGACGACGAGCGACGGGCCGGCGAUUCAGGAGGAUCCGCACAGCGAGACCGCGACCGACGACAAUCAGAGCGUAAUGUCUUCCGUCGUGUCGUCCGUCGUCUCGGAGCCGGUGUUCCGGGUGCAACCCGCCAGCCCGGCCAACAACAAGCACGAGAACAAGCCUAAAACAGCGAACCCGUCGUCACAGACGGCGGCCCAUCACGGGCUCGACUACCUGUCCAUCAACGUGCACGUCCGCAAGAAGCCCUCCGUGAGGAAGAACGCCGCGAAGAAGGCGGCGCACUGCAACGACCGGCCGACGACGCCGGACGUCGUCCCCACGACUAACCCGAAAUUCGUGCCGCCUCGGGCGAACGGUCGCCGAAGGUACAAGCCGUUCAACGCCGCCGCCGUCGCCGAUCAGGACGCGGCCGGCGGAAUGUGGAACGGCCAGCACCACGUGUACUCGCGCUUCAGGGACAGGAGGCAGCAACACGGCUACGGGCGGGGCGCGAACGAGCAGCAGCAGCAACAGCGCAACAACUAUAGCGAAUACGGCGGCGAGUACAAGCCUAGCACCGCGUCGGAGGAGGUGGCCCGACUGAAGCGCCUGGAGAUGUCCUACGCGGAGGUGCUCCGCACGCCGAACAAGCCCAAAGCCAACAAUCACCAUCACCAUCGCAGGAGCUAAGUCGGCCACUUGGGAGGAAGCAGCUGACCUCGCGUCGACGUUCGUUGUCGGUACCGAUAGAGGAUCCUGCCAGUAUUCGGGUUCCACAGUGAGAAUUCAACCAAGCUCUGAGCCUUGAGAUCGUUCUCUUCACGUUCGACUGUGAUUCGUCCAGAGGCUCGGACCUUCAAUUCUCAUUCUGCUCUUUUACACAGAUACUCUCAGUGAAAACAAUUGGUGUGAGAACUCGUGAUCUUGUAUAUAAGUAAAAAUGUAUGAUCUCUCGUGCGAAGGUAAAAAUUGCUCUCUCGAAGAGAGCGGAAGAAUGGAGAUAUUGUUCCGCGAGAAAUGUCAUGUUUUCGUUGUUUGAAGAUAAGUUUUAUGAAUCGAGAGGGAAAGAUAUCGGACACGAAGAAGAACGAUAUUUACGAUUCUUCAGGACAUCGUUCUUUCUGUUCGACAUUUUUCCUCUCCAUUCGUGAGAAUUAUAUAUAUAUAUAUAUAUAUAUAUAUAUAUAAUUAAUUAUAUAUAUAUAUAUAUUCUUGAAUAGCACCGUGGAAUUUCUUCGCGUGGGAGCAAGUUUGUCUUCGUAUAUUUUAUAGAUUAUAUAUUCUUGCUUAAUAUCAGAAUGUGAGUUUCGAAUCGAUACGAAUUUCUUUCCCGUAUAUUGGCAGCGGAUAUCGGAACGCGGCCACGGGCACGAUCGCUCCACGGGCGUUAGACAUACACACACGAACACACACAUAAUACACGCACACAUACAGCGAAUAAGUAAAGCAGUGAAAUUCAGUAUUGUUUCGUACUUGUUGUAAAUAAUCGACGACGUGCAGCGGCACGACACAGGCGCUGGUCGCUGCCGAACGAUCGUAGCUUUUCGAUCCCGGGCGACUCUCGUACUUUGUCACUCUUCCCUUUCUUCUCCUUGCUCCUUUUCCAUUUUCCUCUUCUGCCCGCUCAUCGGACUUGGGAGCUGACGCGCUUCGAUCAGCGAGCCUGAGCCAUGCCGCUGCAUGAUGGUGCAUCCCCCCCGCCCCAUCCCGUCACGUAGUCGUUACGGAGAAGAGGAGAAACUUAUUUAUGUGCCAUUUAUUCUCCGUGUCAAAAUACGAACUUCCGUCUCUCCGAAACUCGUACUACUACCACUCCUCGAUUAACAUACGCCUACUACCCCCCUGCACCCCCCCUCCCCUUCUCGCGGGGGUGUGAGUGACUCGUAGUGCAUGUCGGCAGCAGCAUGCGUGGUGUGUAUUAGCUUUUGUAUUUUGUAGGUAUGAAUAUUGUGAUCAUGUUUUAUGUAUAAAUAAAUAAAUUCUUUAUCGUAAUAUCUCGGAA
Molecule: messenger RNA, 4409 nt
Organism: Dinoponera quadriceps
Lineage: Eukaryota; Metazoa; Arthropoda; Insecta; Hymenoptera; Formicidae
Gene: centrocortin
Exons: 7
Coding region: 824-3097 (757 amino acids)
Source: RefSeq, a predicted model, not a curated record